AUGUUGCCCCAAAUAACGUUAGAGUCGCCUCUCGCGCAGGCAGUCGCAAACGCCAUCCAACCCAAGCUGGUGGAGAUGGGUUGGAGUGAUGGCUCAGAAUCCCCACUGAUCGAGUACAUCGUCCUCAUGUUGGUGAAUGGAAAGACUCAGGAACAGAUUGCCACUGAGCUGUCAAAUGAUUUCCUCGGCCUGGAUGAAGGAGACACUGCUGCCCUCGAAUUUUCACAUUGGUUAUUUGGCCAAGUCGAACAGCUCAACCAACAGAUCAAUGGGGCCUCAAACAAUGGUGCCAUGGGACAAUCAAACCCACCAUCUGGUGGAUUUGGUGCUUCAGGCCAAAACAUGGUCCAAGUACCUGCACAUGUGGAUGGCCAGGAUGCCGAGAUGGGCGAUGCAGGAGACGCUGUCCCCACCGGGCCGAGAGCCAUGCGUAACACCACACGAGGCGGAAAGGGACGGAUGCUGAACCAGAUCAAUCGCAAUCUGGACCGCGGCUCGGAUGCCGCUCUACACCGUGUGCGCAACACUGGAAAUGGUCGCAUUAGCCACAACCAACGGGGCCAGAGAGGAGGAGGAUUCAAUCAAAGUGGCCGAGGGGGCCGAAUGGGCAUGCAGGGCAUGCAGGGCAACAUGCAAAUGAGCCCCGAAAACCAGAUGCAGCUGAUGACCAUGCUGGAAGAACAAGCGCGUAUGAUGUCCCAACUUAUGCCUGGAUUCGUUCCUCCGGCUGUCAACCCCGCCUUCCAGAAUGGACAGAACGGCCAAGGUCGCUCCCUAUUUGACCGAGUCGAGCGCAACGGCUCGCGUGGAGGAAAGCGAGGAUUUAAUAAGCCACGAGGCGCGGACUCCGGAGAUGUCGACAUGGAAGGACAACAAGAUCAAAACACCCCCGAGGGUGUGUGCCGCUUCAACACACGAUGCUCGCGCUCAGAUUGCCAACUUGCGCACCAGUCACCCGCUGCCCCCGAGGGAAUUUCCAUUGAUCCUUCUGACACUUGCUCCUACGGGGCAGCUUGUAAGAACAAGAAGUGCACCGGCCGUCACCCUUCACCUGCGGUGCGGACCGCUCACCAAGCCGAGGCCAUGUGUCGAUUCUUCCCCAACUGCACCAAUCCAAACUGUCACUUCAAGCACCCCAGCAUGCCCGUGUGCCGCAAUGGAUCCGACUGCACGACCGAGGGGUGUAAAUUCACACACAUCGAGAUUGCCUGCAAGUUCAACCCCUGCUUGAACCCGUCUUGCCAUUACAAGCAUGCCGAAGGCCAGCGCGGCUCCUUCGCUGACAAGGUGUGGACUCCACACUCUGGAACACAUGUCAGCGAGCGAAAGUUCGUUACAGAUGCCGAUGGACCGGAGGAGCUGAUCAAGCCUGAGACUGCCCCUGAGGAGAACACCCAGGGACAGGAAAUGACCGCGUGA
This is a messenger RNA of Penicillium olsonii, 1419 nucleotides long. The record is from the annotation of a GenBank genome assembly. NCBI's taxonomy places the organism in Eukaryota, Fungi, Ascomycota, Eurotiomycetes, Eurotiales, Aspergillaceae.